AAUUGUGACGCUUACUUGCUUGCUUUCUUCUUCCUAAUGCGAAAUUGUUGAACAGGUCCUCCGCCUGUUCAAAAGCUGACACUAAUUUGCAUUUACACUGCUUAACCUAGCGAUCGGAAUUUUGCUGCGAGAGGGCUUAGCAGGUAUUACCUCGAUCAAGCUGGAUGAGAUGCUUGGAGUAACGUUCACUUCAAGGGCGGCCCUUGAUGCUGACUCCCAACAACGAAUGGAAAGGAAGGACUUGAAGAGGGAAAAGGGAGCCAGGAAAGCGGAAGUUGGAAAAGAACAUCUCGGUACAGGCGACGGCUUGGUUACAUCUCUGACGAGUUCAGGCAGCUUAACGUUGGACCUUCCCAAGGCGGUUCUGCACAGCGACAGCCUUACGGCUGAUGUCGCACCUCAGCGGGAGGACUGGAUGACUCAGCCCAUACGCCCUGAGCGGGUCCAAGAACAGCACGACCGUCAGGACGAGGCCUUGCCGGCAGAGCCUGAGGUUGUGGCUGGCCUGCGUGUCAUGCGGAAGCAUAACCCGGAGGCUCUUGGAGGGAUGGGGGCGUCGGCGCCAGGGGCGGCCUUAGCAGCCACCAAUACAGCAGCUCUAGCUAGUGACAGCAGAAGCGGUAUGGCCUCCGGACGUACGGGAGCUAUGGUGGGCGAUGGUGGCGCCAGCUGGCGUCUUAAGGCUCUGAGGCGAGCACAGGAGCAGGCGCGGGCCGAGGGUCGUAACCUGCAGGAGGUGGUUGGCGAGCGGUGGGGCUCCCUGGCGGACCUUACCCAGGAGCUGUCCACCUUGGCUGCAGCAGAUGGCAGGGCGCACCUGCGGGCUGCCGCUGCUCGCCGGCGGGUGGGUGAGGAGGCCACUGCUGGGCCGGUGCCGCACUACCUGCAGGAUGUCCGCAGCGACAGCGCCAAGAUGUUGCGUCCCUCAGAGGACGCUUCCCUCAGCUGGAAGAGGGACCGACGAGACAGGGACAGGGGCCGUGGCGACGAGAGGUCCCGGCCUCGCGAUGGCGACCAAGGAGCCAACCGCCCCAAUGGUCAGGGUGGCGCACGCGGCACUGCUGGCGGCCGUGACGACCAUCGGCGGUCUGAACAUGGUCGCGAGCAGGAACAAAGGGCUGGCAAUGGAGGGCAUGGCCGGGAGCCGGAGCGAGAGGAGCAGCGGCCGGACCGUGACAGGGAGCAGGAGCAUGACCGCAGCAGGAGCUACGACCGGGGUCGUGACCGGAGGGAUGAUAGGGACAGGGACCGCGAAGGGGACCGCUCGGAAAGGGAGCGGGGUAGGGAGCGUGGCAGGCGCGACAGGACGGGCGAGGAGCGUGAGCGCCACGGUGAGCAGGGCCGCUUGCGUCCGUCUCGGGAGCAGGUGGCGGCGCUGCAGCAGCUGGCGGGGUCGCUCAACUCCUUUGCGGACGAUGGCUCCUUCAUGGCAAGGUUCGCGGCGAUGCAGGGAGAAGCGCAGGCAGCGCCAGCAAAGGCUGAACCUGCCUUUGACGGAGCAGGCAACAGGCCCGAUAGAAGCAGCGACGAGGGCAUCCGCAUCAAGCUGGAACCAGGUGCGGGACUCAGUGAUGCCGGCGCAGCAGACGGCGACGAAUUGUCGGUCCCACGGGUCGGUGGGACUGGGACGGGGCCUGGGAGCAGCGGUGGUGGCGGAGAGACUGGUGGUGCCGGCAACCGGGCAAUUGCAGCCAUGCUACGUGCAAAGGCAGGAGGCGGUGCUGCAGCAGCGUCAGCAGCUGCAGUUGCUGCUGGUGAGGUCGGAGCUGAGCCACACAGACGUGCUCCACUGUUCGUUGGCGACGCUGGUGCCGGCGCCGGCCCCAGCGGCCAGGCUCGCCCUUCCGCCGCGGCUCCCGCCCCCUCAGCUCCCGUGGCAGCCAACAAGAGCGCCGCCGAGCUGCUGCGGGCACGCCUCAAGGGCCUCCCACAGCCGCCGGCCCUGCAGCAGCAGCAGCAGCAGCCCGCGACUGGCGCUGCCCGCGAGGGGGCCGCUGAUGGUGGGGGUGCUGCUACUGAGGGGACACGGCGUGGCGUCGUGCGUGAGGAGGAGGAGAAGGAUGCGGGCGGCGCGGCUGCAGGUUCAGCGGCUGCGGGUGCCGGCCCCCGGCGCGAGGUGGUGCCGCUGCCUCUGGUAGACGAGCGGGGGCGGGCGGUGCGGGGGGCGUUUGGGCGCGAGGCGGCGGGCGCUGGGGCGGACCCGGGGGCGGGGCGGCGCGCGGGCACCAAGGCCCCGCAGCGCUACAACCGGCAGACCGGCGAGAAGGAGCGCUACUUUGCGGAUGAUGACAAGGUGGACCUGCAGACCAUGCUGCGUCGCGCCAAGUACGGCGAUGACGACAUGGACAUGGACGAGCACCUGGCGGCCAACAUCGCCAAGAAGCGCAAGUUCCGAGGCACGGAUCUGGAUGUGGACGCCGAGUACGACUACGACGGCGGGUUGGAGCUGUACGAGAGCCGCAGCAAGCGGGGCGGCGCGGAGGCGCAGCGCAACCGGGACCGCAGCCGGCAGGUGACGGAGCUGCGGCGGCAGCAGCGGGCGGAGGCGGGGUGCGCGCUGUGCCUAAACAACCCCAGCCGCCCCCCGCACCUCACCAUCUCCCUGGGCACCUGCACGCAGCUGCUGCUGCCCCCCCGCGGCCGCCUGCUGCGGGGGCACUGCUGCAUCGCGCCCGCGGAGCACGUGGCCUCCAUUCGCGGCCUGGAUGAGGCGGCCUGGACGGAGGUGAAGAACUUCAUAAAGUGCCUCAUCCGGAUGUACGGAGCGCAGGGCCAAUCGGUUCUGUUCAUGGAGACCUACAUGAUGCGCGGGGGCGCCAGGAACCACGCCGUACUGGACGCGGUGCCGGUUUCGGAGCGACAACUGGAGAAGGCCAGGGGCUACUUCAAGAAGGCUAUCCUGGAGGCGGAGAGCGAGUGGAGCACCCACCACGCCAAGGCAUGCAUAGAGACGUCCGCGCAAAAGGGUCUGCGGGAGUCCAUUCCGCCCAACUUCCCGUACUUUUACGUGCAGUUUGGGUAUGGGUCCGGCUACGUACACGUGAUUGACGACGAGUCGAAGUUCGACCCCAAUUUCGGCAGACAGGUGUUGAUCGGGCUGCUGGACCUGCCCCCCGAGCUGACCCACCAGCGCCAGCGCUCCGAGCCGCCCGCCACGCAGCAGCAGUGGCUGCGCGAGUUCCGCUCGCAGUGGGAGCCGUACGACUGGACCAAGCAGCUGGAGUAGAGGAGGGAGGGGGGUUGAGGAAAGGAGGGGAAGGAGGGAAAGGAGAGGGGUUGUGAUGUGGUGGUGUGGAGGGGGCGUGAUGUCACUGGGGUUGGAGGUCCUCUGCAUGACGUGUGUGCUCGGGUGAAGCAUGCACGGGGGUGCCUGGGUGGGGGCAUGUGGUGUUUAGAUAAGGUGCGGACGACACGGAAGUUUGCUGCCGUGGCGUAGCUGCCAGCCUGCUAACCCGUUCGGGCUGCAGCACGCCGUUGUGAGGUAUUUGGUUGCGCCUCAUGUUACGAGUUGCUCCUGUCGCUAUUCUGUCAAAUACAUCACCCCAUGAUGCCCUGGAUGUGUGUCGCUGAGGAGCCGUGGGGCAGACUUGAUACAUCGGUUUGUGGUGUUAAAUGUUGGUCGUACAUAAAUUGUACUGAAUGUUGAGGUUUGGAACCGUUCCUUUCUGUCGUACUUGUAGAUGACGUACAGCUGACUUCAACUCCGUUUCCUGUUGUGACCCGGUGUGGAACGGUACACACGUCUACGUGGCGCCGCGGUGGCGCCAGCAAAACAUGGAUGCAACACGAUUGGGAAGGAACAUGUCUAGGUGUGCGGCUGUGUGGAUACGUUUUCCGCUGCUGGGGCCGGGUAGGACAACACCAUCUGUCUGUCAGAUGGCGUGGAACGACACAACCCUUUGCCCAGCUGUACGGCAGUUUAAGAAAACACGUAGGCCGUUUGGGCGGGGUUUAUUCGUGCAUCGGAGUUACGUUGUUUAGCUUGUUGAGCAAACUAGGCAGGACUAGUUACGGUGCAUCCUAUCGUCACCAUGGACUGCCACUUACUAAGUGCCCUCACGUUUGACAUACCAUGAUUGCUGCAAGAGCCCUUGUUGUUGCCGUACAAUGCAAGUUGCCUAAAAAACGAAACGGGCCAAGGGCUAAGUUACGGUGCAUGACUUCUGUACAGCCAGCCAAUGAACGCC
Messenger RNA from Astrephomene gubernaculifera, 4187 nucleotides. The record is from the annotation of a GenBank genome assembly. NCBI's taxonomy places the organism in Eukaryota, Viridiplantae, Chlorophyta, Chlorophyceae, Chlamydomonadales, Astrephomenaceae.